Molecule: messenger RNA, 3009 nt
Organism: Cololabis saira (Pacific saury)
Lineage: Eukaryota; Metazoa; Chordata; Actinopteri; Beloniformes; Belonidae
Product: neurofilament medium polypeptide-like
Exons: 4
Coding region: 262-2586 (774 amino acids)
Biological process (GO): neurofilament bundle assembly
Cellular component (GO): axon; cytoplasm; postsynaptic intermediate filament cytoskeleton
Molecular function (GO): structural constituent of cytoskeleton
Source: RefSeq, a predicted model, not a curated record
AUGAAGAAUGAAUGGAGAGAGGAAGACGGAGGAUGACAUCGAUGCACCUACAGUCAAUUAUUCCAGCAUUGAGAGAGUCAGCGCACCCACGUCUUCCCUGUGUGUUAAACUGCAGAGUCGGAGCUCAUUAGAGCAUCAGCUGACGCUUCACCUCUUCAGCACCGCGGACAGCUCCCGGCUCACCGGGCACAUGUCCGCGCGUAUAAGAGCCCGACCGGAGCCUGACGGCUGCAGACCCGCACCGACACCACGACCCGCACCAUGGAUCAUCACGGCAGACCCAGCUCCGGGAACAGAUCCAGCUCCGGGCACAGACCCGCUCCUAACGCACAUCCGCAACAACACAAGCCCGCGCCAUCUCCAUCAGACACCCGCUUCUUCGCCAUGAGAGGAGGCUCGUUCACGGACGCAAAUUCGGUAAAGUUUAACGAGAAAGAACUGAUGCGUGGCUUGAACGGCCGUCUUGCGGGGUUCAUAGAGAACGUGCGCCAGCUGGAGCACCAGAACCAGCUUUUGGAGAGAGAAAUAGCUGAGAUCAGAGGGAAAACAAAGCCCGCAUCCCGUCUGGAUGGCGAGUACGGAGCGGAGCUGCAGAGACUGAGGCAGCUGGUGAGGGACAUCACCCAUCACAAGCACCAGGUUGAAAUUGAGCACCAGAAUUUAGAGGACGAGCUCUCCAGCGUGAAAAGACAACAUGCCACGGAGACAAGAAGCAGAUCAGAGGCCGAGAGCAGCAUUGUGGUCCUGAAGAAGGAGAUGAACGACGCGUACCGGGCUAAACUGCAGCUGGACCAGAGAGCGCAGUCCCUGCUGGAGGAAAUUACCCUCCUGAAGGGAAACCACGAAGCCGAGGUGUCGGGGAUGCUGGUCCAGAUCCAGGACGCGCAGGUGAAGGUAAAAGCCCAGGGAUGUGAGCAGCCUGGGGUCACUGCGGCCCUCCGGGACAUCAGGGCUCAGCUGGAAGGUCACGUCGGGGCCGACGGGCAGCAAAUCGCUGAAAGUUUCCGAUCUCAGUUUGCGAGAUUAACGCAGGACGCAGAGGUCAAGAGAGAGGCUUUGAAAGCGACUCAGCAGGAGAUUCAAGAGUACAGGAAGCGUUUGCAGGCCAAAAGCAUCGAGCUGGACUGCGCUAAAGGGACCAGAGAGGCACUGGAGAAGCAGCUUCACGAUAUCGAGGAUCUCCACAAGGAGGAACUUCUUCAGUACCAGAACACGGUCAAAGAGCUUGAAAAUGAGCUGAUAAAUUGUAAAUUUGACAUGUCUGGUUACCUGCGUGAGUACCAGGAUCUCCUAAAUGUGAAGAUGGCCUUGGAUGUAGAGAUAAUGUCCUACAGAAAACUUCUUUGUGGUGAGGAAGCCCGACUCUCUACAAUGUCUGACUCCCACAUCUCCUUUCCCCACAUCUACCAUCAGUCCCCCGUUUACACCCUCCCUUGCUUCAACCGACCUGGAGGCCCACACAGACGACUGGAGCCCCAAUACAAGUUUGUGGAGGAGAUUAUAACGGAGACCACCAGAGAAAUAGAGAUGUCAGAAUUUGAGGAGACAGGAUCAGAGGAGACAGAAGCUGGGAAAGAUGAGCAGGAGUGCACCAACAGUGAUAGAGACGACAGUAAGGAAGAUGAUAAUAAUAAAGAUAGUCGAGAGGAAGAAGGAGACCAGUUGUCUGAUAGUCACCAGAAUCAGGUAGCAUCAGAUGGAAAGUCAGGAAAGGAAGGUGAAGAAAGUGAUGGAGAAAGGCCUGGUGAGAUGGAGAGUGGCGAAAAGAUUCUGCAGGGCAAAGAAGAGUCAGAGGAAACUGAAGGGGAUGGACAUAACAAACACAAUGAAAAAGAUACAAAUAUGCAAAACAGCAUUUCAUUGAGUGAGAGCCUUGAUGAGGAAAGAAAUGAACUUCAUAAAACAGCUAAAAAUACCAUGGAGAAAGAAACUACCGUAAUGCUGGUAACAGAUCAGACAGAGCUGGCUUCAGAACUGCAAGAUUUAAAGCUGGAGGUCCCUGUGGAGGGAGGAUCUGAAGAGGGUAAGCAAGAAUCUGCUGAGAAAGAAAGUUCUAUCUUAGCUCCAGUCAAAUCUGAGGAAACCUUAACCCCAGUAUCCAAAGAAUCUGAUAAAACUCAAGAGCGUGAAGUUAAAGAUAAGGCAGAUCAUUUGGUUUUAGAAUUAGCUGAGAAAACCACAGAACUCACACCAGAAACCAAAAUCACGGUUUCUAUGGAGGCAGAAGGAUCUUUAGAAAAACCCAAAGGCUUUUCGAGUACAACCGCCAAGAAUGAGGAUGAUGAAAAAUGUCAUACAGAGCCAGAAAAAACAAGUCAAGUUGAUAUUACAAAAGGUCAAGAAGAUGAAGUGACAAAACAUGUCAAAGAUACCACACAUGAGAGCAAUUCAGACAAAGAGAAGGUGAAAUCUCUCCAAUCCAUAGAGAAAAGUAUUCCUGAAGUGGAGCCUCAGCAGGCAAGCAGUGGAGAUAAAACAGUCCCAACUACACUGCCAGAAGAAAAGACAAUCAAAGAGUUGCAUCAGGGGGCACCGGAAAUCAGUCAGAUUCAGAAACCAAAUCUAUCAGAGGAUUCAAAAAAUUGAAGGCUACUCCAGGUAAAACUGAGGUGGAAAGUUGGAGAAGUUUGAAGAAAAUGCACCCAAAGCAAAACUGAAAAGCGCGUUCGUAUCUGCUUUAAAAAAGGUGAUUCCAUCUUUCAUUUCAAGAGAUGGUAAAUGAUACAGGAUGAAGAAAGGAACAGAAAUAAACGAAGGGGCUUAUAAUGCAGAUGCAAAAAAUAACAGCACAAGCUGAAGCAAGCAGUAAGAGGCAAAAAUCUGAAAUUUCUCCUCCGCAUGACCGUUUUAGGAGAGAAAACAGAUCUGAUCUUAGCUGCUUCUUUGCCUUUGAACUGUAAAUCUUCCUGGGAAGCAGAUUUGAUUCACCACCGACAUAAUACAAAUGUAAAUGCAGUUGAAUUUGACUUUUUGCUGCUUUGGUAUGUGCUGACAAAUAAAUGCAAAAUC